GAUUCAAUUGUGAUUUUGGAAGUUCUUUUUUACGUUGUGUGAAUUUAUGUAUUAGAAAUAAGUGGUUCUUGAGGAUUGAAUUUCAGGUGAUUAAAUUCGGAAAUUGAUAAUUUGAUUGGUGAAUAUAGUGUUAAGAGUGACUAAUUCUACAUUUCUGUUGAAUAAAUGGUGAACUGAGGUCGAGUUAUCAUAAUUCGGUUGUUUGGAAGGGGUGAAGUGAGGGUUUUUGAAUAAUAAUUAUUAAGGAAUUAGGGUUUUGCUUGGUUGUUUGUUGAUAUUUGGAAUGGUGUUUGAAUUUUUGUAGAGGAGGCGGUGUUUCGGAUGGGAGAAGGUGAGGUGUGUGUGGCGAUGGCGGUGGUGAGUAAUGUUGGGGAGAUUGAAAGUAAUAAAAAGCAGCAGAGGCGUGAUAACCGGUGGGUGACGGGUGAUUCUGAUAUGGAGCCGUUGGCUAAGAAACACGUGAAAGAGGGUUCGAUUGAGGAUGAUGUGAAUCCGUGUGUUGAGCAGACCAUAAAAGAACAUGAAUGUGAAAUUGCGCAGGCAACAUAUAGUUUAAAUUCUGUUGGUGCGGAUCCAUCUGUUGAGCAGCAUGUUAAUGGUGGUUUGUAUGACAUUGAACGAGAUUCUUCUGGUGAGAAGCAUUCGUUGGAGGUUUUAAAUGAGAUGGAAACAGAGGUUAUUGUUGAGCAGCCUGUCAAGGAGUGCUUGAAAGAGAUAGAACUAGAGCUUCAUGCCAGGAAUCAGAAAACAGUGGCUGAAAGUGACGUCAACGUAGAACCUUGUUGUAGGAUGCAAACAACGGGGGUUAAAAGUGAUGUUGAAUUUGAGCCGUUUAUUAAGCAGACUGUUAAAGAAUGUUCCAGUAAGAGGAAAUUGGAGGCUUGUCAGACAACAGGGGCUGGAAGUGAGAAAGAACUAGAGCCCUCUAUCAAGCAGACUGUCAAAGAAUGUCCAAGUGAGAUGGAAUUGGAGGCUUAUGGCGAGAUACAACUGACAGAGGCAUUAAAUGGGAGUGCCACAGAGACUUCUGCUCAGCAGCAACCUGUCCAAGAAUGCACCAGUGAGAAGGAUACUGAGGCUUGUGGCAAGAUACAACUGGCCGAGGCUUUGAAUGAGAGUAAACCUAUUAAAGAAUUAUCGAGCGAGAUGGAAAUGGAUGUUUAUGGCAGGGUGCAACCUAUAAAGGCUUUGAAUGAGAGUGUUACAGAGCGUUGUUCUUCGCAACCUGUCAAAGAUUGUAUGAGUGAGAUAGAAACAGAAGCUUGUGAUAAGAUGCAACCCACAGAUACAGAGCCUUAUUCUCAGCAAGUUAUCAAAGAUUGUCCCAGUGAGAUGGAAAUAGAGGCUUGUGGCAAUAUGCAUCUGACAGAGGCUUUGAAUGAGAGGUUUACAGAGGCCCGUGCUCAUAAACCUGUCAAAGUAUGUCCAAUUGAGGUGGAAAUGGAGGCUUGUCGGAAGAUGCAACUGACAGAGGCUUUGAAUAAGAUUGAACCAGAGCCGUCUGUUUAUCAAUUUGUAAACGGAUUUCCAAGUGAGAUGGACACAGAGGCUUGUGGUAAGAUCCGACCGACUGAGACUUUAAAUGAGAGUGUCACAAAACCUUCUGUCCAGAAAUAUGUUAAAGAAUGUCCGGGUGAGAUGGAAAUAGAGGCUUGUGGCAACAUGCAACAAAUGGGGGAUAUGAGUGAGGGUAACACAGUGCCUUCUGUAACGGUCAAAGAAUGUCCGAUUGAGAUUGAAUUAGAGGUUUGUGGAACUAAGCAUGUAACACAAUUUUCAAAUGAUAUUGGAAUAGAGCCUUUUGUUAUAAAGCAGACACCCCAGGUCUUGAAUGAUACUGAAAUGGAGCUUUCUGCCUCUGUUAAGGAGUGUCAAAAUGAGAUAAUAAUAAUAGCUCCUUUCAACAAGCAAGAGGUGAAAGAGGCUUCGAAUGAUGAUAUAUGUUCUGAGGUUUCAAAUCCCGAUGUAUCUCCACGGGACAAUUCUUCAGGAUUUCAGACUGUUAAUAGCCAACCAGAUGAAAAACUAAUUAUGAAAGGCCAAGCCGUUUGUGGUGAAAUUACAUCUGCUUGUUCUGGUAACUCAAGCAGCGAGGGAAGCUCGGGCCAGGAGGAUCAUGGUACGAAUGAUACAUCUGGUACAGUGUCAACAUCACAUGUUGUACUUGAGGUUCCAAAGGAUGCUGUAACUUCUUCUGGAGUUAGGAAAAUUACUUUCAAGUUCAGCAAACGGAAGGAAGACUGUAAUGGUCAAUUGUCUUCUGCUGUGAAGGAAAUAGGCAACACUUGGAAUAAUGGGACUUGUAAAGCACCUCGGUUAACCCAUAUUAGCGAGCAAGGGCUGCAUGAAUUUGAUGAUUCUUUUUUAUAUCCUACUAAUAAGGAAGUGAUGCCUGGUAAGGUUGUUUCUGAUAGUUAUCCUACUACUGUCAAAAGGCUCUUAUCAACUGGGAUUCUUGAUGGAGCAAAAGUGAAAUAUAUUUCUGCUGCGGGGGAGCUUAUUGGACUUGUUAAGGAUUGUGGCUAUCUAUGUGGGUGUGCAACUUGCAAUUUUUCGCGUGUUCUUCGUGCUCAAGAGUUCGAGCAGCAUGCUGGUGGAAAAACCAGGCACCCCAAUAAUCACAUAUAUAUGGAGAAUGGUAAACCUAUAUACAGUAUAAUUCAGGCAAUGAAGACUGCUCCUAUCAGCACAGUAGACAAAGUGAUAAAAAACGUAGCUGGUUCCGCUGUCAAUGAUGAACUCCUCAAAGUUUGGAAAGGAAAUCUCGAAAGAAACGUGGACAAGAUUAAGACUAAAAGCAGCCAUUAUAUGAAGCUUAUGAACUUGUACCAUUCAACUUCAAGCUGCACCAACGAUACAAGAGAAGAUGGUUCUAGCCCUUACUAUUGUUAUCCUAAGAGUUUUGCUUUGGAACCCCAAGCAUUUGUUAACGAGGCCAUGAAAGAGCAGAAACGCCCGUUUAAGAAGCCAAAGUUGCACAUAUGUAGCACUACUGCUGAAAGUAAACGAAAUGCUGAAAGAAGCAAUAGGAAAAGGGAUAUUGAUUUGCACCGCUUAUUAUUUAUGCCAAAUGGACUUCCUGAUGGGACUCAAUUGGCUUAUUAUGCAAGAGGGAAGAAAAUACUUGACGGUUACAAGCAAGGGAUUGGUAUAGUUUGUAGCCAUUGUGACUCCGAGAUCAGUCCUUCCCAGUUUGAAGCUCAUGCUGGAUGGGCCGCCAAACGUCAACCGUAUCGCCAUAUUUACACUCCUAACGGGCUAGCUCUCCAUGAUAUAGCCACACUGCUGGCAAAUGGUCAAAGUAUCGCAACCAGCAACAGUGAUGAUAUGUGUGCAGUUUGUGGAGAUAGAGGAGAACUAGUUAUGUGUGAUGGAUGCCCUCGUGCUUUUCAUACAGCUUGUUUGGGACUGGAGGGUGCUCCUUCUGAAGUUUGGUACUGUCUGUAUUGUAGAGAUAGUAUUGGUUCUGGUAGAAAAACUGGCGAAGAGUCUAGGCCGUUUGUUAUCAGACUGACACGGGUUGUUAAAUCUAGAGAAUACGAAACUGGUGGUUGUGUUAUUUGCAGGGCCCAUGAUUUCAGUGUUGCUGACUUUGACGAUCGAACAAUAAUGCUAUGUGAUCAAUGCGAGAAGGAGUACCAUGUUGGUUGCCUAAGAGAAAGUGGGGUAUGCGAUUUGAAGGCACUUCCAUCAGAUAAAUGGUUUUGUUGCGAUCAUUGUAACAUGAUCCAUGGUGCUAUUCAAGACGUGGUUGUCAAUGGAGCAGCUGUCAUUUCAGGUUCACUUAUGAGUUUAAUAAACAAGAAACAUAUAGAGAAAAGAGUAACUGGUGGAGCUCCAACAGAAAUUAGAUUUCGGAUGUUAAGUGGAAGAAGUCGUUAUCCUGAACAUCUACCACUGUUGUCAAGGGCGGCUGCUAUUUUCCGGGAAUGCUUUGAUCCCAUUGUUGCAACAUGUGGCCGUGAUCUAAUACCUGUAAUGGUAUAUGGGAGAAAUAUAUCUGGGCAAGAGUUUGGAGGAAUAUAUUGUGUUGUUCUGAUGGUGGGGUCGGUAGUUGUGUCUGCGGGUCUUCUUAGAGUUUUUGGACGGGAGGUAGCCGAGCUCCCACUGGUGGCUACAAGUAGACAACACCAAGGCAAGGGUUAUUUUCAAGCUCUCUUUUAUUGUAUUGAGGAGUUACUCCUGUCACUGGAUGUUGAACUCCUUGUGCUUCCUGCUGCCGAAGAAGCUGAAUCAAUAUGGACUAAGAAAUUGGGCUUCAGAAAGAUGAGUGAUGAGCGGUAUACACAGUAUGCGAGGGACAUCCAGCUCACUGUAUUUAAGGGAACAUCUAUGCUAGAGAAGAGAUUGUGUCGUAUUACAUUGUAAUAUUUUUUUUAGUUUUCUGCCAUCCAAACUCUAGCUGCUGCUUACGAGUUUUAUCCAGACGACCAGACUCCAGACAGAUGGCGAGCAAUGCGUCAGUCAGUAUCUUAUUUAAGCGUACAUAAAUAUACAACAUUUUCUUAGUUUUUAUAGGAGAUUCUAGUAGUUUAUAGUGAAUUAUAAAACGAGCUUUGUUCCUUUCCCAAUUUCCCAUGAUGUAACCUGGAAUGAUGGGCGGUGCAAAUAAACAGGAUGAUAAUAGGGUUCGAGUUGCAGCGUUGCAUGUGAACCUUUUUUGUUGUACAUGCAUGUGGUAGUUUGUCCUUUAAAAUUAAAGGGUUUUCGAGUUUGUUUUCUGACGAUUGUUUUUUAAAUCAGAUGGCAGCCACUAGGCUUUUGAUUAAGCCCA
This is a messenger RNA of Erigeron canadensis, 4774 nucleotides long. RefSeq lists its product as uncharacterized. The record is from RefSeq and is a predicted model, not a curated record. Gene Ontology annotation, molecular function: acyltransferase activity, transferring groups other than amino-acyl groups. The coding region runs from base 322 to 4368 and encodes 1348 amino acids. NCBI's taxonomy places the organism in Eukaryota, Viridiplantae, Streptophyta, Magnoliopsida, Asterales, Asteraceae. The transcript has 19 exons.